This is a messenger RNA of Schistocerca serialis cubense, 888 nucleotides long. Its product is annotated as sugar transporter SWEET1-like. The transcript has 2 exons. Gene Ontology annotation, cellular component: membrane. Gene Ontology annotation, molecular function: sugar transmembrane transporter activity. Bases 152 to 814 code for a protein of 220 amino acids. The record is from RefSeq and is a predicted model, not a curated record. Gene Ontology annotation, biological process: carbohydrate transport. NCBI's taxonomy places the organism in Eukaryota, Metazoa, Arthropoda, Insecta, Orthoptera, Acrididae.
AGUCAGCCAGAGCGCACACAACAGGCGCUGAACGCCGCCAGACACCGCGCCGCCAGCGUCGCUGGUGUCACACCUGACGACGACGAAGUUCUUCCCGACCGAAACAUUCAGUUGAGCAGUGAAGACCAGAGUUUGGAACAGAGAGCACGGAAUGCCACUCUCGGACUAUAAAGACCUGGUGGGCACCGUGGCAAGCUAUGCUGCCAUCGCUCAGAUGCUCUCUGGCAUCAUCAUGUGCCGCAACUUCGCUCGCCAGGGCACCACACGUGGCAUGCCCCCGACCAUGUUCGUCAUGGGUGGCACGCUGGGCGUCGUCAUGGUGGAGUUCGCCCGCAUCAUGAAGGACGCGGCAAUGCUGCGCGCCAACCGUGCCAUCAUGCUACUCAACCUGGGCUACCUGGCUUGCUACUGGUACUACUGCGACGACCGGCCCCUGUUCUACCGAACACUGACCAAAGCCACCGUCCUGGCUGCGGGGCUGCUCACCUACGCCCGCCUCGAGGACCCCGCAGUGGUCGAGUUCCGGUUCGGUGCCAUCCUCACUGUCCUGUUCUUCUUCCUAGUCGCUUCACCACUCUUUUCACUGCGAGAGAUCAUCAGAACCAAGAACAGCAUCAGCAUACCACUGCCGAUGGUCCUGUCGGGUACUGUUGUAACCCUACUGUGGCUGCUUUACGGGGUGAUGAUUGGAAGUGCUUUUCUGAUUUUCCAGAAUGUGAUUGUUUUGGUCUUAUCAGUGGCCCAGUUGGGUCUGGUUAUCAUUUACCCGAGGACUCUGCCACCUGAGGAGAGCAAGGGCGUUGACUAUCUUUGAUAACUGUGCUCAACUGACUGUCUGACAACUUUGUGUUUGAUGAUACAACUGUAGUAUUCUGUCUUCCUACUUUU